Molecule: messenger RNA, 2157 nt
Organism: Hippocampus comes (tiger tail seahorse)
Lineage: Eukaryota; Metazoa; Chordata; Actinopteri; Syngnathiformes; Syngnathidae
Gene: nudt22
Product: nudix (nucleoside diphosphate linked moiety X)-type motif 22
Exons: 7
Coding region: 258-1214 (318 amino acids)
Molecular function (GO): GDP-mannose hydrolase activity
Source: RefSeq, a predicted model, not a curated record
UUUUUUUUUAAAUGUAAUGGUCAUAGAAAAACUGCAUUUAUCACAUCGGUGGUCAGAACAAUUGAUUGUGUUGUUUGUUAGUUUGUUUUUUGGUCGUUGGGUUUAGGUCACGUGCGGCUCCGUGAGCCAAUGGCAUCACUGGACAAGAAGCAGAAAGUGGGUUUUGACUUUGGCAACAAGGGAGUACGAGUACACUGCUUGACAGCACCGGGCGACCCAAAUAUAAUGUACGAGAAAAAGCGGACAAGAACGGCUGGAUGACGGACCCUGAGGUUUCUUUGUUACUGCACUGCGCAGCCUGGCGAGGUCUGCGGCAGUCCCAUGUGCGGGUGGAGCUGUCUGAAAGGUAUAACCGUCAGACAGACGCCGCUCUCCAACGUCACAUCGAGGAGGUGUGGACAGCGCGGGUGUCCAAGGAGCCAUGGCUUUUUGAUGGCGCCAAAUUCCGCCUGCACUCUUUCCACGUCGCACUGCCUACUGCUCAGCUCUCAUCCUGCACUCCAUCAUUCCAAAACCUGGACUGUAGACACAGUACAGCAAGUGCGCCACUGCUCACUCUGAGGCUGGGCCUCACCUCUUAUAAAGACUACCUGGGCACCAACUGGUCAUCCCGUGCAGUGGAGCUCCACAAACGUGGGGAGGCCGAGUUUGGCAGCAGCCAGGCGCUGCUGGCCCAGCCUUUAGGAGUGGGUGCCGUUGUGUGCACGGGCGAUGGACAGGUGGUGUUCAUCAGGAGGAGCCAGGAGGUGGCUGAGGCAGGUGGGAAGCUGGACCUUCCCGGUGGACACCCGGAACCAAAGGUGGCGUGCGAGCGUCUUGGUGAGGCCAAGGUUGACUUGAACCUGCUGGAAAAGAAUUCGGAGGCUGUCGUCGCCGAGCUUUUCUCGUCUAUUUGUGCUGAGAUUAGAGAUGAGCAGGUUAACAUUCCUUUGAGUUCUCUUGGAGAACCACUGCUGAUGGGCAUGAUCUUGAAUCACACGAGUGCCGGAAGACCAAGUGCUGAGUUCUACAUCAGUUGUUCGCUGUCAUCGGACAAAAUCAGAGAGUUAUACUGGAAGGGAGGAGCAGAGGCCAACGAGUCCACAGACAUCGUGUUCCUCAGCCGAGCGGAGACGUUGCGGCUGGACGGAAGCAGCCCUCUGUGGCAGGAGAUGUGUCCCUCCGCUAAGGGAGCUGUGCUGCUUUUCCAGACAGUGAAGCCUAAACAGUUGUGAUUUGAUAAAAUCUUAUUUAAGAGCAUUCAAGCUUUGAAUCCACAUUGUGCAAUUAAAAACCCAAUGAAUACUUCAGAAAAAUGACAGUUUUGUCCUGAAAUAUUUCAACGCUGAUCCAGUCUGACUGGCUGAUUAUGACUGGCGCUUUCCUUUCCAUAUCUGGUUCAUCAGUAGCCCUCAUAGCCACUGGCGUAGUACAAGGCUUGGUCAUGAUAAGGCACAGUCCACUGUGAAACGUAGGAUAACAUAAAAUCAGUUCUGAUUGCAUGCUUUUUAAAUCUGGUUGUUCUAAAUUAAUAUGUACUUACAUGCUGGCCCCAGCACUGCAUGUUAUUCCAGCCUUAAGGAAAAGGCAGAAAUGUAACUUUACAACAUGAACAGUACAUUAUGGACAAGUAUUUUAAGUUUUCCCCUUUGCAGCUACAAUGACUCCCAUCCACUCUUCUAAAAUGUCUUCAGUGAAGGAUUAUGACUGAUAUUAAGGCAGAGUUUAAACUUUAUGAUUCUGAAUUUGAACCAAUUUUAAGUGGUUUGCAAGUCUUCUCGGUAAGAAGUGUAUAAAUUGCUUUUACAGUGGCCCCUUUAAAAUGAAUGGCAUUAAAAUGAAUGGAAAUGCCAAUCAUUUCGAGCCCUACUUUUUGCUAAGUCGCGAGUAUGCACGGGUCCACUGUAUAAUAAUACUCGCAGGCAUAUCACUGGCGUCAGGCAGAAUCCUCGAUUCUCCAAAACCAUUACUUUUUAGGAAUACAAGAAAAUGGCAUGUGUGUUGAGUCACUAAUGUUGCAUUGUCAAAGAGAGCAAGGGGACAGACAAACAGUAUUGAUUUGGGGGAAAAAAAUAAAUAAACGUGUGAAAUUAACCAACUUUGGACAAGGUUUUGGCCCAAUGCCAGAGAUUGAUUCUUUAUCCUCUGCAAAGAAUGAUUAAAUUACUGCAUCUUACU